Diatraea saccharalis (sugarcane borer) is the source of this 810-nucleotide messenger RNA. The record is from the annotation of a GenBank genome assembly. Lineage: Eukaryota; Metazoa; Arthropoda; Insecta; Lepidoptera; Crambidae.
UAGAUUAAUAUUGUUUGGAAAAUUAUGACAAUUUGUGGAAUAAGGUAGCUGUCGAAUAAAAUCUUAUAUUUUCUAUAUAAAUAGGUGCUUUUUAAUUUUCAUAAUUGUUCGUGAUUUCUCGAAAAAAAUAUGUUUAAAUCGGAAAAAUAACCAAUUCAAAAACGCUAAAAACACAACCGCAGUUACGCAGAUAAGCAAGCUAUAAAGGCUACAUAUAAAUAUAAAGAAAGCUAAAUUACAACUCAUUAUCAACCCAAUCGUCUCAAUAAUUAGUGCUUAAAAUAGUAAUUAGGUUUUAUUCAGCGUCGCGUUGAAAUGGAAUCACUUAGUUUAGUAUUAGUUUUGUAUGUAGUCAUGUAUCUCCUAGUGUCCUGUAGCGCUUGGGCAUUCACAGACGUAAAUUAUGAAGAUCUGCUACCACUUGUCGGAGAUAACGAUGAUGCUUCCGUAACUGACAAUGAGCGCCUUUUGAAAUUCAAUCUCAUAUAUCCUGGCACAAAAUGGUGCGGUGCUGGCAACAUAGCGGAGAAUUAUGAUGACUUAGGAUCAGAAGUGGAGACCGACAGGUGCUGCCGGGCGCACGACAACUGCCCUGACGUCAUCGCCGCAGGAGAAACAAAGUACAACCUUACCAACACAGCAUUCUAUACGAGACUAAGCUGCGAUUGUGAUGAGACUUUCCGCCAAUGUUUGCGGAGUGCCAACACCAGCGUAUCAAAGCAAAUUGGACACAUUUAUUUCAACACCCUCGGGACCAAAUGCUUCAGGAGGGACUACCCCAUUACGGGCUGUAGUAAACGAGGCGGGUGA